Pieris brassicae (large cabbage white) is the source of this 610-nucleotide messenger RNA. RefSeq names its product ragulator complex protein LAMTOR3 homolog (gene Lamtor3). The coding region runs from base 131 to 517 and encodes 128 amino acids. The record is from RefSeq and is a predicted model, not a curated record. The transcript is spliced from 3 exons. Gene Ontology annotation, biological process: cellular response to amino acid stimulus; positive regulation of TOR signaling. NCBI's taxonomy places the organism in Eukaryota, Metazoa, Arthropoda, Insecta, Lepidoptera, Pieridae. Gene Ontology annotation, cellular component: Ragulator complex.
UCAAGUUUUGAUUGACAAUUCAGAAUAUUGCUAAUAUUGUUUUUAUUUUGCAAGAUUUUUUGUUUGGUGUGAUUAUAGCGAAUUCAUAAAGGAAUAAAUUUCGGGAUAAACGAAAAAAAGACCCAACAGUAUGGUUGAUGACUUGAGAAAAUAUUUAAAUCAUCUGAUUGAAAAGGUGAAUGGAUUACACUGUAUCCUUAUAACUGAUCGCGAAGGUGUGCCUGUUGUAAGAUCAGUUACAGAAAAAGCACCACAAUUAGCCCUGAGACCAAAUUUUAUAUCAACUUUUGGAAUGGCUACUGACCAAGCAAGUAAACUUGGCUUAGGAAGAAAUAAAACUAUAAUAUCCAUGUAUUCUAGUUAUCAGGUAAUUCAAAUGAAUAAACUGCCACUAGUAAUCACAUUUAUUGGAAGUGAUAAUUGUAAUACUGGACAUAUUUUAGCAUUGGAAAGCCAAAUAGAACCCUAUUUACAGGACUUGGGGACUAUAGUUGCAGAAGCACAUAAAGAUAUGUAACAUUAAAAGUAAGAUUUUAAUUAUAGUAUUGAAAUAUGUAUGUACCUUUUCAAUCUAUGAGUUUUUUGUAUCAUAAUCUUAUUAGCACCAUAA